Messenger RNA from Cooperia oncophora, 273 nucleotides. NCBI's taxonomy places the organism in Eukaryota, Metazoa, Nematoda, Chromadorea, Rhabditida, Trichostrongylidae. The record is from the annotation of a GenBank genome assembly.
AUGAUGAAGAAUAGCGCACUACAUAGUUCGGAAUGUGAGAAAGCGGAGCCAAAUAAGCUAUGGGAGGAACUGAUCUUACGCACCUUCGUGAAUCGUUUUGAGGAUGAAAUUCAGAGCCCUGUUGACUCGUACAAGACAUUAGAAUCAGAAUUGGCAAAGUUGAAUGUCAAAGACCCGUCAUUGUAUCGUUCCACCUACUCAUUGGUGUCUCCGAAUCGAGUUGAAGGCGUCGAAAUGCAGUUGGAGGAAGAGGAAUCAAGCGAUCGGAAGUGA